GAGUGCUGAGGCAAGCACACUGUUCCUCAUGUUCCCAGUAAAUUUCAUUAGUUGGAACUAUGGAUCUUAAAAGUACCUUCUGUGUGGAUUACACAGGAUCAGUGCUUCAGAAACUAAUCUAUAUCGUUCUGAUGAUACUCUGCCACAAGAUAAACAGUCACCUGGCCAUAGAACUGGAAUAUAAAGUGCGAGAGAAUGAAAAUGAAGGAGUUUUUAUUGGAAACAUAGCCACAGAUAUACUUUUGACAUCAGUUACUACCUGUGAUUCACUGGCUUACAAAUUCAUGAAAGAAAUGGAUUAUGUGAUUCUCAGGCAUGAGAGUGGAGAGCUAUAUACAACCAAGCAGAGAAUCGACAGAGAAACCUUAUGUCCAGUCGAAUUCCGUGGUGAUCCUUGUGUCCAAGAAGUCAAUGUGGUUAUUCUAUGUGCUGAUCAGUAUCUGCAAAUGGUGAAAGUUAAGAUAGUCAUCCUGGAUGUCAAUGAUAAUGCACCGUAUUUUGCAGAACAAGUGAUGAAACUUUCUAUUCCAGAAGAUGCAGCUGCAGGUACAUCGUUUGGAAUUGACUAUUAUGCAACUGACAAUGACACUGGAGAGAACAGCAUUAAACAUUAUUAUCUUGAAAAUAGCCAAAAUAUUUUCAGCUUGAAUGAUGGUGAAACACCCUCCAUUGUUGUCCAUCAACCAUUAGACAGGGAGGUGAAGGACUUGUAUGAAAUGAAAAUUGUGGCUGUGGAUGGCGGUGUACCCCCUUUAUCUGGAACAGCCACACUUCUGAUCAACAUUCAAGACAUUAAUGAUAACUGCCCCAUUUUUAAUGUAUCAGAAUUUGAUAUUCAGAUCCCUGAAAACAUGUCCUCCAAUAGUGUAGUGACGCAGCUACAUGCCUUUGAUGCAGAUCUAGGCCCCAAUGCUGAAAUCAGCUAUUCUUAUGGCAAUCGAGUUCAGGAGAUAUCCAAGAAACUAUUUACCUUACAUAGUGACACUGGGCUUAUCACGUUUUCUGGAAAUAAAAAUCCAGAGAUAUCUCCUAUACAUAAACUCACAGUAUUAGCUAAUGGUCCAGGCUGUGCCCCAGCUAUAGUUCAAAUUACAGUGUCUGUCAUGCACAGCAGCAAAUACAGUCCAAAGUUGGAGAUCAGCUAUAUAGCUAACCAGGCAGAUGGUGUGAUUUACCUGAAAGAGACUGCACCUGAUAAUACCCCAAUUGCUCUCCUCGAGGUAACUGACCCAGAUCAUUAUUUAAAAGGGACAAUCUAUAUCAGCGGCAAUGUGCCUUUCUAUUUAAAACCCUACGAAAGGUCAAGAAAUAAGCAUCUUGUAGUCACAUCACAGCUUUUAGACCAUGAGCUUGAAAACCAAUAUAAGAUUGUAAUUAAGGCAGAAGAUCCUCACAGUCUUCAUGAACUAACAAUACAUGUUAAGAUUACUGAUGAAAAUGACAACUCCCCAGAAUUUUGCCAAAGCUCCUUCGAGGCUUCCAUUGAAGAAAACAAUAUACCAGGAGCUUUUUUACUGAAGAUCUCAGCAACAGAUGCUGACAGCGGCCAGAAUGGGAAAGUGACUUACCACUUGGGACCUGAUGCUUUACCCAUCUUUUCAAUUGAACAAAUCACGGGAAAUUUAAUAGUGUCCACCGCUUUGGACAGGGAAAAAGACAAACUGUAUAGGUUUUCUGUUUCUGCUGUUGACCAUGGAAUUCCUCCCAGAAAGAGAAGCACUAUUGUAAUCAUUCAUGUCUUGGACCAGAAUGAUAACACACCCUCCUUCCUCACCAAUGACUAUACAUUCUUUAUUCCAGAAAACUUCCCGAGACAUGGUGAAAUUGGAGUCAUCAAUGUAACAGAUUUAGACGAAGGGGCUAAUGGUAAUGUUACUGUGUCCAUCCUGAAUAGUAGUAGCCAUUUUUUAAUGGACAACACCAGAGGGAUAUUACGUUGCAAUUCUUCAGUCGAUCGAGAGAAACAUACCAUGCAUGUAUUCUGGGUUGAGGCUGUGGAUGGUGGGAGAUCACCUCUCUCCGCAACAGCAAAAAUAACUGUAUUUGUUUUGGACAUAAAUGAUAAUCCUCCAACUGUAUUACUUCCUCAGUCAAACAUAUCAUGGCUUCUUGUGCCCCCUAACACACCCCAAGGAACCGCAGUGGCUGAGAUUUAUGCCAUUGACUAUGAUGCUGGUAUUAAUGCCGUCAUGACUUACACUAUUGUUGGGAGGAAUGGUCCUGCUCCUCAUGUGUUUGGAAUUAAUACAGCGACAGGAAAUAUUACAUUGCAAGAGAAACUGUUGAGCAAAGACUAUGGUUUGUAUCAACUACUCGUAAAAGUCAGUGAUCUUGGGCAACCCCAGCCUCUCCAUUCCACAGUCAUGGUCAAUUUGUUUGUCAAUGAGACUGUGAGUAAUAAAAGUUACUUGGAAGACUUGUUGCACAGACGAACUGUUUUCACAGAAGAAAUGCAAACUGAACCAAAUCCAUGCCCAUUGUUACAGACAUUAGACAUCCCCUGUUCACCUCCAAUCAUUCCCAUUGCAAUCACAAUGAUCAUUGUCUCUAUUAUUUUCUUUACCAUUUCUCUUUGUAUGCUUCUAAGCAUGAGAAAGAAAAGCAAAAAAAAAGAACUUUACAUAGAUGCCAAGAUACCAUUAAAAAUAAAUCUUGACUAUUAUACAAAAGACUGGAAUGAUGAACAGUUGUAGAACUCAAAAACUUGUUCAAGAAAACACAGGAAAGACUGCAGUAAACAUAUGAAGAAUGACUUUGUAGUUUACUUAAAAUAAUAAACUGCAUUUCAAGGACAUUUUUAUCUUUCUUAAAUAUAUAUGUAUAUAUAUAUUUAUAACAUUUUGUCAUAAAAUUAUGUGCUAACAAAACCAUGAAUACGUACUACUGAGAAAUCUGGCAUACAUAGGAACCUGGGGUAGCCUAGCACUUUUCUUGAUGUCAUUUUUCUUAUAAAAUGUUACAGGAGAAUUCAGCACAAAACUAAAGAACUAUUAACUUGGUUUGUUAAACUAUUGGAGCUAACUUUCUUCAUCAUGGACUGAACAUUCUGUGAAAGACACGUUUCUUACAGUGCUCAUUUGUUUCCUUCAUAUCUUAUCAGUGUGCCAAAACCAAGUUUGUAUUUCGAAGCUUCUGUUAAAUUACGUUUAGACAGCCAUUUUUGUAUUGCAAAAGUGGUCCAGUUUGUAGUUCACAACAGCAACAACAGUUGAAUUUUCAAUAGUCUAGAGUUACUGUUUAUAAUUCAGAGGGAUGCUUUAAUUUGGGUUUCUGAAAGUUUGAUUUAUUCAAUCCUUGCCUGCAAUCCAAUCCAAAACAUGACAAUGUAUUAAUGGAGAAUGGGGCACAAUUGGAUGCUGUGGGCUAUGAUCUAUCACAGUUUCAAUUUACCGUUGAUUUCGCCCAUCACCCAAAGGAACACUUCUCUGCUGCCCCUUCUCAACUAACCAGUCGUGAGUAUCAAGAAAUGGGAAGGGCUACGAUCGCUAGUUGUCCUCCUCUCUGCCCUAGUUAAUGCCACUUGCUUGAAUCAAAAUAUAACAGGUGCCAACAGACCAGAGGUAGUGGCUAUAAUAGAUCUAAGGUCGAGAACUGAAGGAAAGGACGUACAAGUCCCAAGGGAUAAUUUUAAAAUCAAAUACUGUUUGUGAAAAAUUAGUAUUUCAGGUCCAGACUCAAUACCCCUCAAUUUCUGUCUAUUCCCAGUUUUAAUAAAUUGAAUCUUAUCAUACACAUGGAAGCAUUUUUGGAAGUGUUUGGUAACUAAGGAUAACAAUUUAUCAUUCAUCAAGUACCUGCUUCACAGCAGGCGCUCCACCUUAACUACUCUCCAUGCCCCUCUGAGGUCAAAGCCUAGCACAUGCCUCCCUGUGACACGCCAGAAGACCAGUGAGAGCUGAUGUAGUUGCAUCCCAUCUGCACCCUAGAGUUACAAGUUUCAAAGUGCUACAGCUGUGGCUGGAGGCGACCUCGUGUGGGAGAUUUCCCUUCACAAUGUUUACCUGGCAGCUGUGGCCGCUGUUCAUUUUUAAGCAUUCUAAAGUCUUCAAAGGACACCUCCAUUUUGACAUGCUCUCACACUUACCUAUCAAUAAUGGCAAAACCCACACUCUCUCUCAAUGCGAGCUGCCAGCCAUCUGAGUCUUUGGACCUCGAGUUAGUCUCCCUAUCUGAGCAGCCCACCCAUCAUUCUGAAUUGGAUGGGGCUCAAGCAACCUCCAAGAGGAUUGUGCAGACGGGCUUACCUCAGAAAUCAUCAGGCCAAGGUCCCAGGAGCAAUCCGUGCCCACAUUUAAGAAAUGCAGUAAAAUUUCGCCAUCGUCAGCUGGACAGGAGGAGAAUGACCUCCUCUGUUCUCAACUGAAGGGUCGACCACCGAAAGCAUUUUAAGGAGCCUCAAAGACUCCAUUCAAUUCUGCUUUCUAUUUUGAACACAUCAGCCAGUUUUCCUGGGCCUCUGCAAAACCAUGGAGCACUGCUUGAAGGAAUGAGCUUCCUCCCAGCCAAAUUGACAAUCCUGUAAACACCGUUGGUCCCCUGCCUAUCUGACACUGUGACCACACACUCCACACCUCCUUGAUCUCCCACUGACUGACUGCUCUCUCCCCAUGGCUCAUGAUCUGUCUACACUCCCAACCCCCAAAAUCAUUGAUCGCACUCCACUAGCAAGACUUAUCGCCCCUGCAUCUAUGUUCCUAGAUAGUUACCUAUGUUGGCAGUUCCUUUAUAAAGGACAUUCCACACUCAGCUGUGUUGACCUCUCCCUACAUAUGGAUUCCUACACACACAUGUAGGUUGUGUCAUACAUUAAGAUCCUUACCCCCUCGUCUGAUUCAACCUGUCCCCAUAUAUAAAUCCUGACGCAACACCCUUGACACCUAACUAGCUGUAACUUCCAUAACCUUUGGGGAUUCUUCAAGUGAUGCAGUGACAGUCCCACCGGGAUUCUGCAGUUGGGCAUUGGUCAAAUAGAAAUCCUUUUAGAAGGCUAGCAAGCAUAAGCAUAAGCUGCACCCCAACCCCCGCGCCAAAAAACUAAAUGUGUUGGGCUGAGCUGAAGGGACAAGUGGAAGUUCAUGACUGUCCAGAAGAGAUAAAUCCAGCCCAGAUGAAUUCUCUGCUUUACUAUAAUAAAGCAGGAAACACCAUCACUUCAAAGAGUGUUUUCUUAUAUGAUGAACCAAUGCCUCUAUCUUCAAUAUUUAGUUCCGUUUUGAUUGGAUACUUUGAUUUUUAUGUGUAAAUGCAUGGACUGAUGGGAAUUCCCCCAUCACACUAUCAUCCAUAUUAUGUAAGACUCAAGAACUUUUUCAAGCAACAGUUUGAUCCAUGAGUGCCUCCACAUUAAAAAAAUAACUUUGAAUAGCAGCAGUGUUACAACAGUGCUCCCACAUGCUCAACAAAUUAUGGAGAAAUACUUAAGUCUUUCAGAAAGAUUUAUAAUCACUGUGGUCAAAUAAAGCAUUCUUUUAUUGAUUUUUAUUGAGAUGGUUUUUGGAUUUUAUUCUGACAGCCAAAAUACAAAUGCAAGAAUAAGAUCUGCAGUUGAUAUUUUUGACGGGGCAGUGAAUAUUGACAUUACAUUUUGACAAAGAAUUACAACUGCAGUAAAGCAGAAGUACAGCUAAAUCUGGAAGUCCUUGAUAUGUAUAGUCUGACUGCUGCCAUUUUUGAUAGGAGAGAACCCAAGCAGUGUUAUAUUGGGUUUCAAUGGGGAAGGUUUGUGCGUUGGAUAGACCAUCUCAUGUUCUAGGUUGUUGAGUUGCUGGCCGAGUUGGCUUGAUCUCAUUCAGACGUUUCAUCACCAUGCUAGGUGUCAUCAUAAGUGGAGCCUCUGAUGAAGAGGUGUUAUUCUACUGAUUGCAGAAGCAAUGAUGCGAAGAUCAGAACACACCAUCCUCCCCCCGCAUUCAACCUAAACUUCGGUACAUAGAUCCGGUACGUAGUCAACACAUUUGUGAUUAUUAAACGCAACAAAUUAGAAGAGACCCACCACCUCAUCAACAGCGUAUUCACAGGGAUUAAGUUCACAAGG
This is a messenger RNA of Rhincodon typus (whale shark), 6034 nucleotides long. RefSeq names its product protocadherin-20-like. Gene Ontology annotation, biological process: homophilic cell-cell adhesion. Gene Ontology annotation, cellular component: plasma membrane. Lineage: Eukaryota; Metazoa; Chordata; Chondrichthyes; Orectolobiformes; Rhincodontidae. The record is from RefSeq and is a predicted model, not a curated record. The transcript has 2 exons. Bases 60 to 2693 code for a protein of 877 amino acids. Gene Ontology annotation, molecular function: calcium ion binding.